Messenger RNA from Eleginops maclovinus (Patagonian blennie), 1483 nucleotides. RefSeq lists its product as uncharacterized. NCBI's taxonomy places the organism in Eukaryota, Metazoa, Chordata, Actinopteri, Perciformes, Eleginopidae. The record is from RefSeq and is a predicted model, not a curated record. The transcript is spliced from 4 exons. Bases 63 to 812 code for a protein of 249 amino acids.
UUUGCAUCAUCCUGUUCCCACAGAGCGGAACUCCUGGAAGUGUGCCUCAUACGGAUGACGUGAUGCCUCAGAAUGGUACAAACGAUGAAAGAAGAAGAAGAGGAGGGACACGUCACAACCCCUGUAAGGUCGGAGAUCAGGUUCCUGGCACAUGUUUGGUAAAUGGAGCUGUCACUCUCAAUGGCUGCCCACCUGCUUCCACUAAAACAACUAAGGGCACACCAGCAUGCACACUGGACGAUAUCAAACCACAAUGCAUGGUUAAUGGUUAUAUUAAGCGCACAAAAGGCAAACCCAUAAGGACACUGGAAAAACAUGGAAGCACAAUUUCUGCUGCCCCUGAUGCUUCUGCAGCUGUAAGGGUCUGCAGUGUAAGCCCAGCAGGUGGCCCGCCAUUGAAUGGGACCCCCAGUCUAGACUCUUUAGCUCCUAUCUGUAAUUCUCAACAAAUGGCACCACAACCAAACCUGUCAUCAAAAGCAAGGAACCGGAGAAGAAGAAAGAAAUUCAGACAAAAGCAGAGAAACAUCCCUCAACUCCCAAUGUUGCCACCACAAGAGGAGGAAGACUGGGAAAGUGAGAUCCAAGAGGUCACACUGACUGGCUGGGAAGACAUGUGUUUUGGCUCCCUCCCCUACGGUCCACAAGAUGUGAUCCAUUUUUCUUUACGGGAUUUGACACUUAUGCAGUGGGACACAGUGGACUUGCCGCUGACAGCCCGGUACAGCCCAGCCGUGCACCACCAACAGCCGAUCAUAUGGUCCUACUACAGCAUUCCCUCUGAGGAAGGCCAGUUUGCAGAUGCUGAGUAAGCCAGAUGUUUGCUUUAAUGUUAGAGGAUUUGUAAUUCAAUGUUCACAUACCAAAGGUAACCGAGGCAUUCUGCCGUGAAUCGAGUUAGCAUUUGUUCUUGUACAGAUUUAAGGGUUCCUGGACAGUAGUCAUGCAUGGGAUAUUUACUUUAGUGAAGAUCAGUUUUAUUUUCUUUAUAAAAGAUAGUGGAAGAAACAACAAUUUACAUUUGGUUAGGUUACAAACUCAAGUAGGUUAAUGCUAUCUUUGGAGAUUGGAGGUUGGACCCAAGGUACAAAGUCAGGUUAUAGUUUUUUUAUUGUUGGUUUUAUUUGUAUAGUUUGUAUUCAGAUUUUAUAUUGUAAUUUGUAGGCCUUUAAUCUGAAGGAGUGAUUUUAGAUAAGCCACCAUACUAUGCAGUUUGUACCACGUCAGUGAUCGUUGUUACCGAAACUAUUUACUGUUCUUCCAGUUCAUAUAUUCUACAUAAAUAUUGAUUGUGUUUAAAAAUGCCAAAAUGAGAACAUGAAAUGCUCUCUGGAAUAUCAGUUCCAAGUACACAAAGCAACGUCUUUAGUUUAAGUAAAAUCAACCUCAGCAAGACAUUACACUGACUUCUGUAACAAGAAACAUGUAAUUGCUCUGUAAGACAUUUAUUUCCACAAUAAUAAUAAAAAAAGAUGUUCUUCUA